Molecule: messenger RNA, 459 nt
Organism: Hydatigera taeniaeformis
Lineage: Eukaryota; Metazoa; Platyhelminthes; Cestoda; Cyclophyllidea; Taeniidae
Source: the annotation of a GenBank genome assembly
AUGGAUGAUGUCCUAUCACGUUACAUUCAAAAAGUAUUCAGUUCCUGGACUGUAUUGCGUAUUGCCGAACAACAGCGUAGUGGCGGAAUGGACACGCCAGAGAAGAUUAGAAAUCUUGUCACCUACAUCAUGGGACAGCUUGCAAGGCAAAUGCGACCAGACGAUAUUGCCGAAUGCUUGGAUGAAUACCUCAGUCGAGUUUUGAACAUAGUGUGUGAAGAUGACAGUCAGUUUGACGUGGCCGACCUUAUCCAUGAGGCGUAUUCUCUCCACUUGGAUGGGAAGGUAGAUCGAAUCAUUGAGCUAACUGCAAAAGUCCCUCCGGGAUGCGACUUGACCUCGUGCUCCUUACAAGUAGCCUGUGACGAAUCGGAACCCUCAAGCCCCUCAGAAGGGGAUGAUGAUGAUGGUGAUGAUGAUGACAGCAACGACUUAGACGACGACCCCCAUCCUCUGUAA